AUGUCUCUCAAAGAAGUCUCCUCCGCCAAUGUUUCCACGAGAUGUCCAAUGAAAUUCGGUGUUUACUUACCUGCCUGCUAUGGACCAGACAAACCUUGCCCUGUAGUGUUUUUCCUCCAGGGGUUAACGUGUACUGAGCAGAACUUCAUUAUCAAAUCUGGAGCUCAACGUUAUGCCUCGCAGUUGGGACUCGUCUUGGUCAACCCUGACACAAGUCCUCGUGGCUGCAAUAUUCCCGGCGAAGAUGAGGACUUUGAUUUUGGAACUGGCGCCGGUUUUUACGUAAAUGCCACUCAGGAACCAUUUAACACGAACUAUCACAUGUACGAUUAUGUCGUGAAAGAGCUUCCCGAAUUGAUUGAGAAAAAUUUUAACAUUAUUCCUGGCAAAUAUGGUCUGUUUGGCCACAGCAUGGGAGGUCAUGGUGCUCUGAUGGUUGGUCUUCGUAAUUCUGAUCGUUUUGUCUCCGUUUCCGCUUUUUCACCUAUUGUUCACCCUUCUGUCGUUCCCUGGGGUAUUAAAGCCUUCACUGGUUACCUGGGUGCUGACAAUGACUGGAGUAUGUACGACACUGUUGCGUUGGUAAAGAAACAUGGAAUGCGUUUCGCAUCACCACCUCUUAUUGAUCAAGGUGAUGAAGAUGAGUGGUUGCACACGAACUUAAAACCUGAGUUACUAGCUCAAGCCUGUGCUGAAGUUGGCCAAGAAAUCAAUAUGCGUUAUCAAAAGGGUUAUGACCACUACUACUGCUUCAUAAGCACCUUCAUGGAAGAUCAUCUAAAAUUUCAUGCGAAAAAUCUUACUGAAUUCUAA
Molecule: messenger RNA, 813 nt
Organism: Rodentolepis nana
Lineage: Eukaryota; Metazoa; Platyhelminthes; Cestoda; Cyclophyllidea; Hymenolepididae
Source: the annotation of a GenBank genome assembly